Messenger RNA from Spea bombifrons (plains spadefoot toad), 3540 nucleotides. RefSeq lists its product as uncharacterized. Bases 15 to 3293 code for a protein of 1092 amino acids. Lineage: Eukaryota; Metazoa; Chordata; Amphibia; Anura; Pelobatidae. The record is from RefSeq and is a predicted model, not a curated record. The transcript has 23 exons.
GAAAGAUCUGUGAAAUGGGGUUUUCAAUGAUCAGUCUGUUCUUGGUUUUAAAUAUUCUUUUUCAGGUGCACCUUAGAGCAGAUGCUUCAAGUUCUCCUGAAGUUGGAAAACAUGCUGUUCCAGCCCCCAACAUAGCUCUUAAUGGAAUUUCUACACAAUCCAGCACUCAAGCCUAUUAUGGGAGGCCUAGAAAUGCCAAUGAUGGAUCUAUAGCCAAUAAUUACUUGAGGUCUCAAUGCUCUUACACUGAGAAAGAACUGGAUCCUUGGUGGAUGGUGGAUCUUAGGAAAAGUUACAAAAUCUUCUCGGUUGCCGUCACCAAUAGAGUGUUGGAAUGUUGCAAAGAAAGGCUUUAUGGGGCUGAAAUACGAAUUGGAAAUGACCCAACGCAAGGGGGAAGAUUAAAUCCCAGGUGUGGUGUCAUCUCAACUAUUGAAUCUGGAGAAACAAUUUCAUUCUCAUGUCAUGGAAUGAUUGGAAAAUAUGUUACAGUUACAAUACCUGGACGUGAAGAGCACCUGGUCCUUUGUGAAGUUCAAGUUUUUGGUGUUCUUGCCACGCCUUCAGACGUUCAACCGAGUGAAGAAGAACUCAAGACAACUCUUAAUGGAGCACCAAAUGUGGCUGUUCAUGGUAUCUCCUCACAAUCCAGUCUCUAUAACAUGUAUGGAGUGUCAAAGAAUGCCAUCGACGGAUCGCUCUCCAGUAAUUACCUGUUUAUUGAAUGCACCGGCACUGCAGAACAAGACAAUCCUUGGUGGAUGGUUGAUCUUCAAGUAAAACACAAGAUUUUCACUGUAGCUGUCACCAACCGAGGCGACUGUUGUGCCGACCGCAUUAAUGGGGCUCAGAUAAGAAUUGGAAACUCAGCAGAAAAUGGAGGCGCUGACAACACAAUAUGUGGUGUUAUCGAGAAGAUGGAUCACGGGCAAACCCUUGCCUUCGAAUGUGCAGGGAUGGAGGGACAGUAUGUGACUGUCAAUCUGCCUGCAAGUAAUCAAUCUCUUUUCAUUUGUGAAGUCCAGGUAUUUGGUGUACCAACUGAAGUUACUGAGGAACAAGUGCCUUCUACAAAAAGUACCGGAAUAGAUUUCUCAUGGUUAGAUUUUUUUGGCCGCUUGGAUGACUACUUUGACUCUUCCAGUAAAGAAGACAUUCCAGAUGAACAAGAAGAAGAAGAACAGGGUAUCAAUCUUGCUUUCCGAGGAGUGAGUUCCCAAUCCAGCACCUAUGAUAAGUUUGGCGCAGCGGCGAACGCCAUAGAUGGUUCCUCGGGCAAUAAAUAUAUGUCAGGGCACUGUUCCCACACAGACUUAGACAUAGAGCCCUGGUGGAGAGUGGAUCUUACCAAUACCUACAAUAUUACCAAAGUGAAGAUUAUGAAUAGAGGUGACUGCUGCAAUGAGAGGAUUAAAGGCGCCGAGAUAAGAAUUGGAUUAUCUCAAGAGAAAGGUGGAACAAGGAAUCCCAGAUGUGCCACAAUUGAAUCCUUGGGUCUUGGAAAGGAAAUAGAGUUUAUCUGUGGGAUGGUGGGGAGGUAUGUGACGGUCACCAUCCCAGACAAAGCCGCCUAUUUGACCCUCUGUGAGGUGAAGAUUUAUGGUGAUGAAAUAUCAGAAAACUAUACAAUCCCACAUUUUCCUUAUGACAGUGAGGAGCACCAUGAGGCUACUGAAUUAAGAAAUAUCUUGAAGCAUUCCAAUGCAGCGCCAAAUGUAGCUCUCCAGGGCGUAACAUACCAGUCUAGCAUUGAUGGAGAAUGUGAUUCACGCAGAGCUGCAGAUGGUUGCUUAAAAAACCUGCUUCCAGAUGAUCAGUGUGCUAGGACUAAAGAAGAGAUGGAUCCGUGGUGGACAGUCGAUCUGAAAUCAGACCACAAAGUGUUUUCCAUUGCGGUGACCAGCAGAGGAGACUGUUGUGAACAUGACCUUGAUGGGGCAGAGAUUCAUGUUGGAAAUUCUGCUACUGGCUGGAAGAAAAACCCUGUUUGCGGAACGGUGUCCUCUAUUGGCCCUGGAGAAACCUUUUCAUUCAACUGUGAUGGCAUGGAAGGACGGUUCGUUACAAUUGUUAUCCCACAAAAGGCUAAGUCCCUCACCCUUUGUGAAGUCCAGGUGUUCGGUGUGCCUGUAGAUGCAAUAAGUGCAGAGUGGACCGGAAAUCUUGACUUACAGAAAGAACACCAUGGAGCUAAGAACGUGGCUCCAGCAGGUAUUCCUUCACAGUCCAGCUAUUUCUCACGCAAGUCAGAGGUUAUGACCGCUAUUGAUGGGUCUUUGAGCAGUAAUUACAUGGCAGGAGAAUGCGCACACACGUUAAAGCAAUUUAACCCAUGGUGGAGAUUGGAUUUGAAAUCUAAAAUGCGUGUACAUUCCGUUGCUAUCACGAACCGCGGUGACUGUUGCCGAGAAAGGAUUAACGGUGCGGAAGUCCGUAUAGGGGAUUCGGAAGCAGACGGUGGCAUUAAGAAUCCCAGAUGUGGGGUGGUGUACAAGAUGAAUUAUGGAGAAACGUUAUCCUUUAACUGUAAAGGGAUGGAGGGCCAGUACGUUACAAUAACUAUACCAGACAACAGGGAGUUCCUAACUCUGUGUGAAGUUCAAGUGUUUGCAGACCCCACAGAGGCAGCAGAAGAGAAAUCCUCAGAGCCUGUUCAAAUAUCAGAGUCAUCACUGAAACUAAACAUAACCAACGAUCUUAGUGGCAACUAUUUCUACUUCCCAGAAGAAAAUGACAAUAGCUAUGUGUAUUUGUCUCCUAAAAUACCAAUGGAUCUGAAAGCGUUAACACUCUGCAUGAAGAUAUCUCCAAAUAUUAAUGACAAUCGGGAAACAAUCCUGUUUUCAUACCGUACAACAUACUAUGAUGAGUUAAAUCUUUGGAUUGAAUCAAGUGGUAACAUCGGUUUGUAUAUGAGUGGUGAGGGUAUUAUGUUCUCACCGCUGAAUCAUAAAAAAGAAUGGGCCCACCUUUGCCUAACCUGGGAGUCCAAGUAUGGUCGUUGUGAGCUUUGGCUCAACGGAAGGAGAAAAGGUCCAAGGAUUUACCGCAGGAGCCACAGUAUACGUCCAGGGGGAAUCGUCCUUCUUGGCCAAGACCAAGACUCAUUGGGUGGAAAUUUUGAAGCAGCCCAGAGUUAUGUGGGAAAAAUCAAGGAUCUAAACAUGUGGGACAAAGUUCUAUCACUGAGAGCCCUUCGGUCUGUUUUUAAAAAUAAGCAAGUUCAAGCAGGCACUGUUUUUGAUUGGAGAUCCCUAAAUUACAUGAUCAAAGGCAAUGUAACUGUUGUCUAAUAAUAUAAUCAAAUUAAGUUUUUUUUGUGUAUUCAUUGAUUAGUGUCAAGCAAUGAAUGAUUCAUACACAGGCUUUUAUACACACUGAAACAGUUAUAAAUGCUUUGCAUGAAAUAAGAAAACUAAAUGUUAUGCUGGUAGCUAAAAUGUAUAAUAGGCUACCACAACAAUAAAAAUGUGAUCUAAUUAAAAAAGUAAAUAACAUACUUUUACAAAAAAAAUGCACAUUAAUAAACCAUAAACCAUG